AUGGCUAUCCAUAAUCGCGUCCCCAGCUCACCUACCCCCGACAAAAUCUUCCUCGAAGCGUGCGACAUAUACUUCCGCCAUUGUCACAACAAGCCCUACGGAUUUUUCAAUGCAGAGCUCUUUCAUCACAAGGCGACAAGAAACCAAGUACCCUUGUACCUUCGACUUGCCCUAAUCGCUACCGCCACCCGUUAUUCGUCCCGAUCGCAAUGGAAAGAACGAAAACAGAGCACGAUCGAUGAUUAUGCGCGAUGUGCGUGGGAGUUGAUCACGACUUCGCCAGAUGCACUGGGUGAAAAUGAUGAUGUUUCUGUUAUUCAAGCCCUCGCGCUGCUGGCAGUGAUCGACGCGACUGCCGGUCGGCGUCGAAGUGCAUGGGUAAAAAUUGGAAUGGCAGUCCGGAUCAGUCAAGAUUUGCAGAUGAUGUUGGAACCUAGCACUUGUCUCAGUGAGAUUGAGCGAGAAGAGCGUCGGAACCUCUUCUGGUCGUUAUAUCUCCUGGAUCGCUUCGUGUGUUGUUCAUUUCAAAGGCCACCGGCUAUCAAAGACUCGGACUGCCUUCUCAACCUGCCGACAUACCAUGGUCCGGGAAAACGGGCGGCAUCUAUUACUUUAAGUGGACUUCUGGAUGACAAGGUUCGAAAUAUGACUUUCAGACCCGGAAUGUUCGGUAUCAGCAUCGCCUUAGCAGCCGCUCUCGGGCGAACGGUCAAAUGCAUGAUGAACAAGGACUCCAACGCAGAAGAACCGUGGCAUCCCGGCUCAGAGUAUGGCUCCAUUUACUCCGACCUGGAAUUUUUGAAGGAGCUGGCUGUGAAGAAUAGCCCCGUCAUUGCCGAGCCGGGACGGUCUCGCUCUCCAAGUGAAAUGCCGGAUGGGGAUCGUGAACAGAUUGCACAUAUGGUUCUCUCACACACCUUAUAUCAUCUUUCCCAUUGCAUUCUCAGCCAUCCGUUUCUUCUCGGCAUGAAACUGCAGUCCUUGUCUGGCUCUGACAGGCCGUCUGCUUGGUUAGAAGAAACCCGCAGAACGUCUUUGAUACAUGCUGGAUCUCUGGUUACGGUGCUGGUUGAGGCAAAGGCUGCUGGAUAUAUGCCAGUUCCAUCUGUUUACAGCUACUGCAUUCUGGUGGCUAGUACCAUACAUGCGCUGCAUCUUCACAGUAGCGAUGUGUCUAUCAGUAGAAGUUCAGCAGAGUACCUGAAAACGUCGCUCUACUAUUUAGGGGAGAUUUCUGAGUUAUGGGAAAAUGCUCAGAUGAUGGCAAACGCAUUAAAAGCCUUCGCCUUCCAAUGUGCACGAUACAGUGACAUACUCCUCCACAACAACCCGCGAAUCGAAGAACUCACCGAGACCGAAAUGACAAUCCUCAGAUCGGUAGUGGACUAUUGGACAAUGAUGGACCCUCAGAACCCUGUCUUUGAUCUGAUGCCAUCGGAUCCAGAUAACUUCUCAGAUGUUCUUGAUAAAACACAUGGAUACUUGACUCCUUCAUCACCUUCUUUGGCUGAUGAGAUGACGCUCGGAGUGAGCAUGCCUGAUCUCAUCGUCCAUAAAGGAUCCCACUCUGCAAAUGUGGAUCCUGACAUUUUGGUUCGCUUUCCACUUUCUGCGAUGUCUCCUAUUGCUUCGGAUGAUGGAAAGUCUCCUGGAUGGGAUUGGGAUACUGAGUUGAAUUCUAUGCAUGAGUAA
Messenger RNA from Penicillium cinerascens, 1692 nucleotides. Its product is annotated as fungal specific transcription factor domain-containing protein. NCBI's taxonomy places the organism in Eukaryota, Fungi, Ascomycota, Eurotiomycetes, Eurotiales, Aspergillaceae. Gene Ontology annotation, cellular component: nucleus. The transcript is spliced from 4 exons. The record is from RefSeq and is a predicted model, not a curated record. The coding region runs from base 1 to 1692 and encodes 563 amino acids. Gene Ontology annotation, biological process: DNA-templated transcription. Gene Ontology annotation, molecular function: DNA binding; zinc ion binding.